UGAAGCAUGCAGCUCCGCUCGCUCGCUUUCUGGCUCGCCCCCGCUUUGUUUUGACGAGAUGCAAAGCGAACCUGCACGCGUGGACGCGCGACUGCGAGCAAGCACAUGCACGCGCACCGAGGUCAUGUCUGCAGCCAUGUCCACUAACACUGAGGAGAAGAGCACUCCUACUACACCCAGCAAGCGCUUCGGACAGUGUACCUACAGUGCUGAGGAGUACCAGGCGGUGAACAGAGCUCUGCGGCAGCGGCUGGGACCAGAGUACAUCAGUACCAGAGUGGCUGGAGGAGGACAGAGGGUGUGCUACGUUGAGGGGCACCGGGUCAUUGGCCUGGCCAACGAGAUGUUUGGAUACAACGGAUGGUCUCACUCCAUCUCGCAGCAGAACGUCGACUUUGUAGACCUCAUCAAUGGGAAGUUUUAUGUCGGAGUCAGCGCGUUUGUCAAAGUGCAGCUGAAGGAUGGAGCGUUUCAUGAGGACGUGGGCUAUGGAGUCAGUGAGGGACUGAAGUCUAAAGCUCUGUCACUGGAAAAAGCGAGAAAAGAAGCAGUUACUGACGGCAUGAAGAGAGCACUGAAGUGCUUCGGUAACGCUCUUGGAAACUGCAUCCUGGAUAAAGAAUACCUCGUAGCUAUCAACAAGAUCCCUAAACAGCCUCGUCCUCCCCUAGACCCUGCCCAGACUAAGCGCUUUGAGGGUGAGCCGUCAGUGGAGAAGGCCCGGUUCGCCAGUCUGGUCCGAGAGGAAAAGCCGGUGUCUGCGGUGGGUCCUGCCAGGGCGCCACUGGAACCGCGAGUCUUCCACCAGAACCAGAACACAAACUGUUCAGAAGUUCACACUCCUAACGUCAGCUCUGCCACUGACAGGAACAGUGAGAACCUCUGUUCCAGACCUGACAUGGACUUGAUGGAUGUUGUUGGGGCUGAAACAAACUCGGACCCCAAACAGCUGAGAAAACUGCGGCAGCAGCAGCUACAGCAGAAGUUCAGGAGAGAGAUGGAGACUAAGAAGCUGCAACAGAAACAGGAUCAAGCCAAGACUGAGGAUGCAGAGGUUGCUAUUGGACGAGGAUCCAGUGGGGGUCAUGAUGGUGUAGCAGCUGUCAGUGAUGGUGCCGCAGAGGGACGCAGGAAGCCCUGCAGCAGGGACGAGUAUUUAGCAGAUGAUCCGGAGCUCUGGGAUUUCACCCUGGAUGGGAUCGAGGAGUUGGACGUCCCCGCAGACGGCCCACCCUCCAAAGGGUUCAGACCCAGCACACCCGGGAAUCAUCAAAUGCAGACACGCAGUAAGACCCCACAAAGAGCCCCUCCCAGCAGACCUCCAGGCGAGGCCCCGUCACACAGCACUGCACAUGACCGGACUCAAUACAGACCUCAACACCAGAACCAAUAUCAGGAGGGACAGGGUGGAUCUCUCAGUCCCUACAGACACGGACAGUACAUGAAGAAACGCAAACUGGACACAUGAACUUUUAACACUUUCUAGAAUCCAGUCAUAUGAUUUAGCUCUGUUUUAUAUUUAUUUCAAUGUAAAUAAAGUCAUAAAGGUCAUAGUUCAAUGCAUUAUUGUGCAAAUAUUGUUUGGUUUU
Scomber japonicus (chub mackerel) is the source of this 1589-nucleotide messenger RNA. It is a transcript of the gene rad52, whose product is annotated as RAD52 homolog, DNA repair protein. Lineage: Eukaryota; Metazoa; Chordata; Actinopteri; Scombriformes; Scombridae. The record is from RefSeq and is a predicted model, not a curated record. Bases 59 to 1468 code for a protein of 469 amino acids. Gene Ontology annotation, cellular component: nucleus. The transcript is spliced from 12 exons. Gene Ontology annotation, biological process: double-strand break repair via homologous recombination; DNA recombinase assembly; double-strand break repair via single-strand annealing.